Molecule: messenger RNA, 2886 nt
Organism: Seriola aureovittata
Lineage: Eukaryota; Metazoa; Chordata; Actinopteri; Carangiformes; Carangidae
Gene: tax1bp3
Product: Tax1 (human T-cell leukemia virus type I) binding protein 3
Exons: 4
Coding region: 151-561 (136 amino acids)
Biological process (GO): neurotransmitter receptor transport, endosome to postsynaptic membrane; neurotransmitter receptor transport postsynaptic membrane to endosome
Cellular component (GO): postsynaptic membrane; postsynaptic density; adherens junction
Molecular function (GO): protein binding
Source: RefSeq, a predicted model, not a curated record
GGAAGCCUUUGGUUGGUUUCCAGCCAGGUAUCAUCCCGCUGUUACACACAAGAGAUAUAGGAAGUUGUUCCAACGCUGAAAACCUUAAAUUUGAUAUUCAUAGCAGCGAGCUUCUACGUUUUAUUUUAGCCCAAAUAUCUUAGUAACACCAUGGCUUUCGUCCCAGGACAGCCAGUGACUGCUGUUGUGCAACGAAUUGAGAUCAAGAAGUUGCGGCAUGGAGAUAAUCUGAUCCUUGGCUUCAGCAUCGGUGGAGGGAUCGACCAGGACCCUGGGCAGAACCCUUUCUCUGAGGACAAGUGUGACAAAGGUAUCUAUGUGACCAGGAUUACACCAGGAGGACCAGCAGAUGUAGCAGGAUUGAUGAUGGGAGACAAAAUAAUGCAGGUGAAUGGCUGGGAUAUGACUGUGGUGACCCAUGACCAGGCGCGGAAAACACUAACAAAGAAGAAGGAAGAUGUCGUGCGACUACUGGUAACCAGAAAGUCCUUGGAGGACGCAGUCAAGCAGGCCUGUUAUCCCAGAAAGCAACCUAGUGGCACGACUGUACUAAUGCAAUAACCUAGGAGUGAACAAGCUCAUGUACUGAGCUCCCACAAAGUCAGAUGAUGGUUGCACCGUGGCCUUUAUACCCAUGUUAAUGCAAAAACACCACAUAGACUGCAUCAGUCAAUUGUGAGAAUCAAUCAGUGAGAAUAUUCUUUAAACACACUCUUGGUGUCCAGUUAAUAUCACCAUAGCGAUUGUAAGCAGAAAAACAACAAGACUUUCCAACAUUUUCACAUAAAGACAAGUGUUCCAAAAAACAAUCACAUGAUCCAUUUUGACUAAUUUUGAGAAACAUCAACAUUUUUUGUUCCUUUAAAAUGUUUCCGUGUGUAUUGUUUAGGGUUAGCUUUAGUAGCAGAUAUUUAUGAUAAUUACUGUAAUUCCAGUUUGUUCGAACAACAGUAGACUGAAAUGACUUUCAUAAAAUAGUGUUUGUAUAUCUCUCUACUUAACAUCAGUUAAAUAGUGUAGUAGAACAUUCUUGAUUUAUUCCAAAUUAGUAAAUAUUUGCUAAAUGUCUUCAAUCCAUUCUUUAUAGGAGCUUUUUAGUUGCAGUCGUAGUCUUUCAUAAGGCAUGGGGUAGGAUAUCUUUGUCAAAUACGUCUAUUAUCCUUUUUGCCUUCAACUGACCAAAGAUAGAUUUGAUGGACUGGAAUAAUCAAGGGAGGUUGUUGCUAUUUUAUUGUAUCCUUAAUGAUCAUCUCAUUUAAAUCAAAAAAGUAUAUUUUUCAGUAAUUCCUGUCAAGAUUACAGCAUCAAUUGCCAAAGUAAAAACCAGGACACUAUUACACGAUCAAAAGUCUUUUUACCAGUCUUUUUUUAUUGCAUACUAAUGUGUGUCACACUAGUUAUUCUUUUACUGAUAAAUAUUUCAGUUCUAUUUGUCUUGAUUGUUGUUGAUGUCUAUUACAUGUGUGGUAAACUAACAUUUUCUCUCUCUGUGUCUGCUAAAGUAACAAGAAAAUGUUCUUCCAAGUUAUUUCCAAGUCCCGUAUAAACAAUAUCCCACAAGCUGGGCUUACUUUCAGAUGACAUCUGUCAUAGCAUUUUCAGUGUAUUCACUGUUAAUCACCUUUUUAUCAGGUUUCACAAAAGAAAGUUGGUAACUCGCUGUUUAACCAGCAGCCCCACUAGUUUCACACUGGAAUCAGCUACAUUCAGAUUGUGUCAAGCUGUGAAAUGUUUUGAACUUGUUUAUUGUCAGUGACCAAAGGUCCAAGUUGAAACUGUAAACCUGAAGCCAGCAGGAGUGAGUUUGAUAACUCGGGAGUGUGCACAGCAACCUUAAAACCACUAAGUUUAAUAAUAACUAUUUGUUUCUAUUUUCCAUUUAACCAUUCCUCUGUGGUUUCUGCAACACAGAAUUGAUUUAUUGCCUUUAAUGCAGUAAGUACUACAUAACAUUGCAGAAGACUGAUAACAAUAUUAUGGCUUGGAAAUAUUACAGGACAGUGCAUUGGUAUUACAAUACUAAUCUUAUAUCUGGGAGAUCUUAUUGGCUCUUUUCUAAUGCUAGUGGUAUAAAAAUACUUUGUGUUUAAUAGAACAAUAUGGUCUGUAUAUUAUAUAUAUUAACACCUUAGUCUAACAAUCAAGAUUGUGAGUUGAGUUAAGUUAAAUUUUCAUUCCAAAAUGAAAUAUCCGUUGUUCUAAAUUAUUUCUGGUAAAGGAGUAGAGCAAUAGAGAGGCAGUAUUAUGCUGAUAUAACAAUAAAUGAAUGUUAAAGGUACAGUCCGCCUAAAGAAUGUCUCAUAAUGUAUUUUAAGGAGUCAAAAUAGUGAAGUAUUGGAGUCAAUUUAACACUUAACAGUAUGUGAUUUUGAAAUGAAACCUUUCGAUACUCAACACACUGGUUCACAAACGCUUUGGCUUGUGAGUCUUUAAGAUAAGGCCAUACCCCCUCCGCAGAGAUUAUGGCCUUUGUGGUGACAAAAAUUAUGAACAGUUCAAACAAAAACAACAGAAAAACAAUUUUAGGACUGGACAUCAUUUUGUUUAACAAUAUAUAAGGUAUCAUUUUUACGUAUGCCUUUCAUCAUUUUAGGACCCCUAAGAGUUAUCCAGUGGGUGUUCAACAAUAACUACAGUGGUACAGUGGUUUCACCACAGUGAUACAUUUAGAAAUGAGUGUAAUGUAUGACAAAUCACUUGCGGUAUUUUCUAUUUGAAUUAUGUCUGUCUGUCUCCAGAUUUUGUAUAUGUAAACUGCCAGCAGAGCACAAACGUUCAGCAUUUGACUGUCUUCAGUUUACUCUACGAAUGUUUCUCAGAUAUAAAAAGACUGAAAAUGAAAUCUGCCUGUCUACCUUUUAUUGAUAAAGCACCAAUUUAAUAUGA